UUAUUUGGCAGGAAGUCAGCCGCGGCUACCGGAAGUCACAUAAUGAGGACACUGUGAGGCGCACAAAUUGGCAACGAGUCCAAACGUUUCACUGUCCACUCGUUGAACCCUCCCCGCGAUAAAGGAGGAACCGGCAGUAGGCCAGCUGUAUGUGAAGAGAGCUGCGGGUAGCUAUGUCUUCGGCGGUGGAUCUUAAGACCAAGGAGGAGAAGGAUGCUGAGCUGGACAAACGAAUUGAAGCGCUGAGAAAAAAGAAUGAAGCCCUGGUCAAGAGGUAUCAGGAAAUCGAGGAGGACAAGAAGAAAGCCGAACAGGAGGGCAUUGCAAUAACAACGCCUCGAAAACCACGUCCCCACGAGCCGGAGGCUGACAGAAGGAAGACAGAGAAGGAAAAUCUGACGGUCACGGUCGACCUCUCGAAACCAGCAGGGGAGAAGAGAGUUGUGAAUGACUGGAAACCUGCAACGCCUCGUGGCCAAAAGACGUCUGAGGACAGCGAUGGGCCCAGGGGGCAGAGCGACGGGCACAGCCCCCCCAGGAGGACGGGCUCCGGGCGACUGGGUCGAGGAGGUCAGAGAGGAGGAGGCCGCCAAGAGAAGAGAGAAUGGGAACCACGGACACCUCGAGAGGGAGAACCUGGAGAGACAGGAGGACAAGGACGCAGAGGAGGAAGACGAGGAAGGGGAGGCGAAGGAGGGGGAGGAGGAGGAGGAGGCAGCACACCAGGAGGAGGCAUGGACAGGAAAUCCAAGGAGUGGGAGGAGAAGAGGCGACAGAACAUUGAGAAGAUGAAUGAAGAGAUGGAGAGAAUAGCAGAGUACGAGAGAGGACAGCGGAUGGAUGGAGACAAACCGAUCCGUAACUUCCUGGACGACCCGAGACGUUCAGGCCCGGUGCCGGACACAGACCGAAAGGAGGGCAGCAGGAGACACGUACGAAACUGGGGCGGGCUGGACUUUGACAACGUGAAGACUCGAGCCGAGCUGGAGAAAGAGUGGACUAGUCGAAGACCUGGUCCAAAAGGCUCCGUGGACAUGACCAUGUCCAUGACGGGCCGGGAGAGAGCAGAAUACCUGCGCUGGAAGAAGGAGCGCGAGCAGAUUGACGAGGAGAGACUGGCACGACACCGCAACGCCACGGGCCAGUGGAGACGGGAGUGGGACGCCCAGAAGACCGAGAGCAUGUUCAAGGAGGAACCAUGUGCAGCUGCAGAGGGCGACUCGUCUGAGCAGGGAGGAGGCAGGAGAGCCCGGGGGCGUAACCCUCGUACUGAGCCUCGGGGCAGAGCCUCAGACGACGGCAAGAGGCCUCCUAAAGCUCCCACCUUCGGCGACUUCCUGUCCCAGGGCAGGACCCCGGGGCGAGGGGAGCGCAGCAGAGGCAAAGGUCGAGGGCCGAGGCCAAGCUACAGCAUGCAUGACAACCGCUGGGAAGGAGAGAAGGAAGAAGAAGGGAAGGAGAAAGAGGACAAGACGAAGAAUGUGGAGACGGUGACAAAGGAGAAGCAGAAGGAAGAAAAGCCCAAAGCAGCGGCGACUGCAGCAGAGACGGUGGAGGAGAAGAAUGGAGGUGGAGAGGAGGAUGAAGACGAAUGGGAGGAUGCCAGCGAUGGUGAAGAUGAUGAUGAUGGGAGCGACUCUGGCCAUGACUCCAGAGGCGAUGAGAAGAAAGACACCGGCAAAGAGAAAUCGAACAGGGUGAAGGGUGACUCGCCUACAUCCCCGGCGCCUCGUUCUCGACCAACAUCUGGAGAAAGCGCUAAAGAGCAGCGGACGCCCAGGCCCAAGGUUCACAUCCCAGCGCCAGAAGCUGUCCAGGAGUCACCAGAGGGGGGCAAACCCCUCAGCCCCUUCUCCCCGCUCGACGGCCACCAGCCUGUGUCCGACUGGGGGGAGGAGAUGGAGAUGCUGUCGCCCCGGAGCAGCAUGGGAGGCGAGAGCCCGCUGAAACCCCCCAGUACCGAGAACAGCCCCCCUCAGAAGAAGGAGGAGAUGAGCGGGUGCUGCAGUGAAGCUGCUGAGCCACAGACAGAGGAGAGUCCAGAGGUUCCGGCCCAGCAGACUGUGAUGGUGUCGGAACCGGAGCUCGUCCCAUCAGACCCCUCCCAGUCAGAGGUCUCUGUGUGUGACCCGUCUGCUGUUUCUGCCCCAGUUCCCUCUGAGGUCAGUGAGGCUGCUGUGACGAUGGACCAGGAUGCACCUGCUCUGUCACAACCACAAGACAACCUGGACGCCCCUCCCUCUCCCUCCGACCUCGACGCCGAGCAGAGCUCCUCUGACCCAGCGGAGGAGCAGGAGGCGCCGCCUGCUGGGCCCACGGCAGCGGAUCCGUCGGCGCCGCCGUCUUCAGGCUGAAGCUUCUGCGAACUGACUGACUUCAGGGGAGGAUGAACAGCGUCACUGCUCAUCACUGGAGUGGCCGUCAAGCAUCAAAAAAAACAGAAAAAAACAGAAAAAAAGUCCUGAGGAGGAGCGUAAUCCCAUUGGCACCUUGGUCCCUAGUGUUUUAAGGUUUUUCAACUCUGAGGGUCUGAUCAACGUCGGGUCUGUUGCCAUGUUUGUCUCAGUUUGUCACGUACUAAGCUGCCAAAUGCCUGGCUCUGUUACUAAGACGCUUCUCGUGGGUGUGAAGGUCGUUUGUCCAAUUGGAUAGAAAUGUGACAGAACAAAACCCGUUCUCUUAUACCUCAACGAUCAGCAGCUACGAGGCUAAACGUUUCUGAAGUGAUCGGGUUGGAACCUGAAAACCCCUGAUUCAUCAGAGCUGUGUUUUAUGGGUCACCAAGAAAAACGGCCUCCGCGUGUUUUAAGGCGUUUGCUGGAGCUUCGGUAGUGAGUUCAGAGGGAAGCGGGAUGUGAGGACGCCGUCACAGGCGUCUGCGUCCUCCUUCGUUACCCACAAUGCACCCUGGCUGCUCCAGAGGAUCCCAGCGGCCUGUUUCAGCAGGCGUCACUAACCUGUCAUCAACAUAGAAAUCUGCUCUUAAUGACGCAGACCCCCCACGUGGCCGUGGGGGGUCUGCGUCACUGAGGAGCCCGUUUAAUUUAACUGUACAACUUCGCACUGCUGCGUCAGAACUGGUUUUUAAAUCCAUCCUCCAGUGGGUCUGUGUUUGUAGAGGAAAACUGAAGCUGGAGAUGUUUCCGUCAUGAGACAAAAACUCCUGAACCAGACUGGUUCUCAGGACGUUUGCUUUAAAUGUGAUUUCUGUCCUCUGAUUCAUGCAGUAGCUCAGUAGCUCUGAGACCCCACUGACCUUUGGUUUUACACAGAAGCACCUAUGCAGGCCUGCUGUCAGGCGUCAUGCCCGAAGGCACCUCGGCAGAGCAGCCGUGUGACGCCGCGUGCUCGAGUAGUCGUGGGAUUCUGUGUUUCAGCUGAUUGCGUCAUAAUGGGAGCGUUUCACGUUUUCCUGCCGUUGUGGUUCUGAAGGGUCGUGUGGUCGGAGCCUGGUUCUGCAGAGAUCUGCCCCAUCCGUCUGAUGGUUCCGCCUCUGCCCUCCACACUGCCUUUAAACCCACUUAGAGCCAUGUUGGCCAUGUCUGGGAGGAGUCCUCCCUGCAGAUGCAGGCUGGAAUCACCAACGGUGGUUUGCUGCUGUUUAGAGCUUUUAUUUUGGAAUGAAACCUCCUCGUAUACCUCAGCAGACUAAGGGCUUUGCUUUGGUUUGGUUUGAGCGUGCGUCGUUUUCUGCAGGCUUUCAAUCAUGUGAGUGGUGGCGACUCACCUGUGCUUUAAUGUUUUUAUGUUCUGUGUCUGAUGAAUAAAAGUUGUACAUCCAAGCGAAAGGAAAUGCAAUAUGUACAGUUUUUAAUGGAGAUGAACAUUCCACAGUUGGGUGUUUGUGCGAGUAGCCUGACAGCUGUUAACCAUAUAUUUUGUUUUGUUCCUUUAUGCAAAUGGUUGUUUGCUUUUCUGAGCUCCGACGAUUGUACUUCAUCCGUUUCUCCGACGUCUUCCUGCAGCGUGGAGUGGCGUGCGCUGUGGUCGUGACCAUAUCAGGACUAGCAUGAAUCCACAAUUGUAGCUUUUUAAUGUUUGGUUCAUAAGCCAUGGCUGAAGUCAGCUCAUCUUCAUCAGCUCACGCCCCAGAGUCCAGAUGUGUGUUCAGCUUUUCCUACAUCAAAUGUAACAACGCUAUUGUUGUAUCAGUUUUAGUUUUUCUUUCAUUCAUCAAAUAAAUGUUUGUUUUUGGGA
Molecule: messenger RNA, 4197 nt
Organism: Betta splendens (Siamese fighting fish)
Lineage: Eukaryota; Metazoa; Chordata; Actinopteri; Anabantiformes; Osphronemidae
Gene: ccdc9
Product: coiled-coil domain containing 9
Exons: 16
Coding region: 174-2354 (726 amino acids)
Source: RefSeq, a predicted model, not a curated record